Bombina bombina (fire-bellied toad) is the source of this 1191-nucleotide messenger RNA. RefSeq names its product G-protein coupled receptor 151-like. Gene Ontology annotation, molecular function: G protein-coupled receptor activity. The record is from RefSeq and is a predicted model, not a curated record. The transcript has a single exon. Lineage: Eukaryota; Metazoa; Chordata; Amphibia; Anura; Bombinatoridae. Gene Ontology annotation, biological process: G protein-coupled receptor signaling pathway. Gene Ontology annotation, cellular component: membrane. Bases 1 to 1191 code for a protein of 396 amino acids.
AUGAACAGCUCCCAGGCUAUCUACUUCGCAGGGGGAUUACAGUCCUCAGAGGUGGGCAUGGAGAUCACUGUCAUUUUACCUCUGAUUCUGACCACAAUUUGCCUGGUGGGAUUUACAGGGAAUCUGCUCCUUAUUGCUAUCCUGCUGCGUGAUUACAGGGAAGGUAAAUGUUCUGCAGUAAAUUGCUUUGUCAUCAACAUCGGGGCUACAGACCUGUUGCUGAUCCUGUUUUGUAUCCCAGUGCAGAUAGUCACUUAUGCCAAGCAGUCCUGGGUAUUUGGGAACUUUGUUUGCAAAACCACAGAGUGGUUCCUCCACAGCUGUUUAAUAGUCAAAAGUAUCACCCUCGCAGCCAUCAGCCAAGCGAGAUACAGACAUGUGGUCACCCCCCCAAAAUUCAUCAGCUUCAAUAAGAAGUACGUUUUCAUCAUUCUGUUUUUAAUUUGGACUUUUUCUGUUUUGCUUCCUCUUCCACAUUUGAUAUUCACUCACCUUGAGUUGAAGCAGGAGAGUAUGUUUGAAAAGAAAUCAGAAGGGCUCUAUUGCAAUAUUGAUGUUCCGGAAUAUGCCUCUAAUUUCAUGAAUGUGUAUAGCAAGUUGUACCCACUCCUGGUUUAUAUUUUCCCCAUGUUUAUCACAUUUUUCUGUUACAUGAGAGCUCUAAGAAGGAGAAAAGAAAGAAGAAAUAGGGUACCCAACCCCCGGAUCAUGAGCAGGAAAAUCACUUCCAUGUUGAUGAGUAUCAGUCUCGCCUUUGAAGCUAUGUGGCUACCUAAAUGGAUCGUCUGGAUAUGGGCAAGGCAUAGUAGCUUCGGAGCACUGCAGCCCCCAACUGCCUUAAUGGUUCUAGCCCAAGUCAUUCUGUUUCUUAACUGUACUUUGAACCCAGGGGUGUUCUUAGCUGUGUCUGAUGAAUUUCGAGAAGGUUUCAAGAAUAUUUGGAUGCUUCUCAGAUGCAGAAAAUGUGUUGGAACUAGCCACAGCAGAGCAGGGGAAAAUGGAUCUGACAUGGUGACAAGCACCAUCCAGUCCUUGCAGGACUUGCAGACACCAUCUGCGUUACAUCCCUUGCAAGAAUCUAUAAGCAAGGAUGAGAAAAUCCUCCCAGAUGUAGAACACUUUUGGCAGGACCGUAGGAAUACCACAGCUGGAGAAGACAACGACCCGAUGCCCUGGGAACACCAGGCUUGA